This is a messenger RNA of Penicillium cosmopolitanum, 10818 nucleotides long. RefSeq names its product AAA family ATPase midasin. Gene Ontology annotation, cellular component: preribosome, large subunit precursor. The transcript has 2 exons. Gene Ontology annotation, molecular function: ATP hydrolysis activity; ATP binding. The record is from RefSeq and is a predicted model, not a curated record. NCBI's taxonomy places the organism in Eukaryota, Fungi, Ascomycota, Eurotiomycetes, Eurotiales, Aspergillaceae. Gene Ontology annotation, biological process: rRNA processing; ribosomal large subunit assembly. The coding region runs from base 1 to 10818 and encodes 3605 amino acids.
AUGGAACAGGUUGCGGCCUCGGUCCAGAUGGCAGAGCCUGUCUUGUUAGUUGGAGAAACCGGUAUCGGAAAGACGACCGUCAUUCAACAUCUCGCAACAUUAAUGCGACAGAAGCUCACUGUUGUUAACUUGUCGCAACAAAGUGAAAGCACUGACUUGUUGGGAGGGUUUAAGCCAGUCAGCAUCCGCACUAUGGCUAUACCGAUGCUGGAUGAAUUCACCCAGCUUUUCGAAUUGACUUUCUCCGCCAAAAAGAACCAGAAGUUCCUUUCUUCAGUGACUAAAAGUGUUGCUUCGGGUAACUGGGCUCGCCUGGUGACUCUCUGGCACGAAGCUGUCCGCCUAGCCAAUGGUGUUUUCAAUCCUGCACCCCCGAAAGAUGCCGAAAAUGGAGACGAACAGCCAGCAAAGAAGAGGAAGCUUGACUCCCCCAAGUAUCAACACUUGCGUCGGCGAUGGGACAGUUUUAAAACCCAGCUUUCCGAUUUCGAGGCUCAAGUUUCCCAAGGUGACGCGAAAUUUGCUUUUGCAUUCGUACAGGGUAAAAUCGUGAGAGCCUUAAGAAAUGGUGAAUGGGUUCUUUUGGACGAGGUCAAUCUCGCAUCUCCAGACACUCUUGAGAAUAUUGCCAGUCUGUUGCAUCACGGAAGCGAAGGAUCACCUUCUGUCCUGCUUUCUGAGGCUGGUGAGGUGGAAAGGGUAUUUGGUCAUCCCGACUUCCGCAUUUUUGGAGCCAUGAAUCCCGCAACAGAUGCUGGAAAGCGAGAUCUGCCACCUGGAUUGCGAUCAAGAUUCACAGAAUUCUAUGUGCAUUCCCCGGACAGCGACUUGAAUGAUCUUCUCGCAUUGAUUCAGAAGUAUCUGGGUGACCUGACAAUGGGCGAUCAGAGAGUCGUCCCUGAUCUUGCACAGCUCUAUAUGGAGACGAAGAAGCUUAGCAACGAGAACAAACUGACUGAUGGAGCUGGCCAGCGGCCCCAUUUCAGCAUCCGAACGCUCGUCCGCGCCCUUGUCUACGUCCUUGACCAUGCUCACGUUUAUGGCCUUCGAAGAGCAAUUUUCGAGGGUUUCAGCAUGAGUUUCCUGACCGUACUGAGCUUGAACUCCGAGAGAUCUUUGGCUCCACUCCUCGAAAAGCAUAUCUUUGAGAAUGCAAAGAAUGCGAAGUCACUCCUUGGAAGAACACCUCGUGCGCCCGAAGAUGGCCACACCUACGUUCAAUUUAAGCAUUAUUGGAUGCGCCAGGGUCCUCUCAUGCCAGAGGAACAGCCCCAGUAUAUCAUAACCCCCUUCAUCGAGAAGAACCUAAAGAACCUAGUCAGAGCCAGCUCGACUCGCCGUUUCCCAGUUCUUCUGCAAGGUCCAACAUCAGCCGGAAAGACGAGUAUGAUCGAGUACCUCGCCAAGGUAUCCGGAAACAAGUUUGUUCGUAUCAACAACCACGAGCACACUGAUCUUCAGGAGUAUUUGGGAUCAUAUAUUUCUUCCGAUGACGGAAGUCUACGCUACCAGGAAGGUGUGCUAGUAGAGGCCCUUCGAAAUGGUUACUGGAUUGUUCUUGACGAGCUCAACUUGGCGCCUUCUGAUGUCCUUGAAGCACUGAAUCGACUACUGGAUGACAACCGUGAGCUUUUUAUUCCUGAAACCCAGGAAGUGGUUCAUCCUCACCCCAACUUCAUGCUUUUCGCCACUCAAAAUCCUGCUGGUCUAUAUGGCGGCCGCAAAGUCCUCUCCCGCGCUUUCCGAAAUCGUUUCCUCGAACUCCAUUUCGACGACAUCCCAGAGAGCGAACUGGAGUUUAUUCUUAAAGAGCGAUCUCAAAUCGCCCCGUCCUUCUGUACAAGAAUUGUCUCUGUGUAUCGGAAAUUGUCGCUCCUUCGCCAAUCAAACCGUCUUUUCGAACAGAAAAACAGUUUCGCUACGCUUCGUGACUUGUUUCGAUGGGCUCUUCGCGAUGCCGACGAUCGUGAACAGCUAGCUGUUAAUGGAUUCAUGCUCCUCGGCGAACGCGUCCGAAACCCCCAAGAGAAGGCCGCUGUCAAGAAGGUUAUCGAGGAAGUCAUGAAGGUUCGUCUGGACGAGGAUGUUCUAUACGGCGACAAAGAACUCGAAAAGAGUGUUCCUCAAAUGGCUGGACUUCCUUCCGGAAUCGUCUGGACUCAAGCCAUGAGACGCCUUUUCGUUUUGGUCUCCAAAGCUCUCAAGAACAACGAACCUGUCCUUUUGGUUGGAGAGACUGGAUGUGGUAAAACACAACUUUGCCAAGCAGUUGCAGAGGCCUUCAAGAGAGAGUUGUUCAUCGUCAACGCUCAUGUCAACCUCGAGACUGGCGAUCUUAUUGGUGCUCAAAGGCCAAUCCGAAACCGUGCUGCAAUUGAGAAGCAACUCACUGAUGAUCUUGAACUCUUCAUCCAUGGCGAGCCCUUGAUGCGCAACAAAGACAAGAAAAAGAUCAAGAUCUUUUACGCAAGAUCCAAAAAAAAUAUUAUUCGGUCCAAUGCACUGUUUGAAUGGUCCGAUGGAAGCCUGAUCACUGCCAUGAAAAGCGGGCAAUUUUUCUUGCUCGACGAGAUUUCCCUUGCUGAUGAUUCCGUCCUCGAGAGACUGAACAGUGUCCUUGAACCGGCCAGAUCGAUUCUUUUGGCCGAAAAGGGUCCAGUCGACUCAAUGGUUGUGGCCGACGGAGGAUUCCAGUUUCUUUCAACCAUGAACCCUGGUGGUGACUAUGGCAAACGAGAGCUCUCGGCGGCUCUCCGAAACCGUAUGACUGAGAUCUGGGCACCUCAAUUAUCUGACGAUGAAGAUAUCCUUCCCAUCCUUUAUAUGAGACUGGAUCUCAAGGAUGAGAAGGUAGCCAGGGCCAUGCUGCAAUUUGCCAAAUGGUUCAAGACAACUUUCCAAAACACAUCGACUACCUCUCUUUCUCUGCGUGACCUUCUUGCCUGGGUUGACUUUGUAAACACCUGCCAGAACGCAGAUACCCUGUUUGCUAUUAUCCAAGGUGCUGCCAUGGUAUUUGUUGAUACUCUUGGAGCCAACCCGGCUGCAAUGCUUGCUGUAUCUCUAAACAACCUGGAAGGAAAUCGCCAGAAAUGUCUCGACAAACUGAGCGAACUGUUCAACGCAGAUGCUUCCGCAAUCUACUGGCAAUCUUCGACAGUCACCCUUGAGCCUGGAUAUCUGCAGGUUGGUCCGUUCUCACUUCCAACUGUUGGUGAGACCGACCCCGACCCUCAAUUUACCAUGGAUGCACCCACCACAAUUGCGAACUCAGUCAGAAUCGCUCGUGGUCUGCAGUCAUCAAAGCCAAUCUUGCUGGAAGGCAGCCCGGGUGUUGGUAAAACUACUCUCGUGACGGCUCUUGCAAAGGCUCUUGGGAAGCCCCUCACUCGAAUCAAUUUGUCGGAGCAGACAGAUCUGACGGACUUGUUUGGAUCUGAUGUACCGGUUGAGGGAGGAGAUGUUGGCCAGUUUACCUGGCGUGACGCUCCAUUCUUGCGAGCAAUGCAGCGUGGUGACUGGGUACUGCUGGAUGAGAUGAAUUUGGCCUCACAAUCGGUUCUUGAGGGUCUGAACUCCUGUCUGGAUCACCGGCAACAGGUCUACAUUGCCGAACUUGACCAAACCUUCAAACGGCAUCCAAACUUCGUUCUUUUUGCAGCGCAGAACCCUCACCACCAAGGUGGCGGCAGAAAGGGUCUUCCCGCAUCCUUUGUCAAUCGUUUCACCGUCGUCUAUGCAGACAGCUUCACAGAUGAUGAUUUAAAGAAGAUUUGCUCCAAGCUCUUCCCUGGAAGCCCCUCUCAUCAGACAGAGCGGCUGGUUGAUUUUAUUUCUGCAUUGAACAGAGCUAUUGUGGCCGAACGUCGACUGGGUGCUGUUGGUGGUCCAUGGGAGGUCAAUUUGCGAGAUAUCCAGCGAUGGCUGCAGCUGGCAGAUCGUGGAGAUUUGCAGAUUCCUACCAAACACUUCCUUGACGUUGUCAUCAACCAUCGGUUCAGGAGUGAAGAUGACCGACUGUUGGUAUCUCAGCUCUAUGAUCGUAUCUUCACCGACUCGGAAAUCGUUCCCAAGAGCUACUAUCACAAUCUGACUCCCGACUACUUGCAAAUCGGCCUAGGAAUCUUGUCUCGUGACCCAGUUCUCCAGCGAUCGGUUGAACCGCAAAUGAAGAUUCUGCCCAAGGAUCUCCAUAUCCUUGAAUCUCUUGUCCUCUGCAUUGACAACUCGUGGCCAAGUAUUCUUGUCGGUCCCGCCGGGUGUGGUAAAACCACCCUUGUCAAGAAGCUUGCUGCUAUCAAGGGUGCAAACCUAGAGGAGCUUGCUCUCAGUGCUGACACUGAUACCAUGGACUUGAUUGGUGGGUUUGAGCAGAUUGAUCACCGCAGAGAAGUUUCCUCUUUCGUGCACGACAUUGAGGUCUUCUUACGACACCAGAUAAUCUAUUCUUUCGCCUCGGGAGAUGUUACGGAGGCCGUUGCUUCAGCCCUUCAGAUCUGCCAACACUUCCAAACUUCCGAAAUCUCACUGGAGACUGUGAUCUCUUCACUGUCAGCACUCUGCCAGUCACACCCUGUUCCGGAACUUCAAAGCUUCCUUGAAAGAGCCCAGAGCUUGUGGGAUCUCAUUCGCCACUCAGACAAGAUGAAGGUUGGGUUCGAAUGGACCGAGGGUGUUCUCACUCGGGCUGUUCAGAAUGGUGACUGGGUUAUUCUUGACAAUGCCAAUUUGUGCAACCCGUCUGUCUUGGACAGAUUGAACUCCUUGACAGAGCCCAAUGGUACACUCAUUUUGAACGAACAGCGGACCGAGGAUGGAUCAGCCCGGAUCAUCACCCCUCAUCCCAACUUCCGACUCUUCCUCAAUAUGGAUCCUCGAAACGGUGAAUUGUCCCGUGCUAUGCGAAACAGAUGUGUUGAGAUCUGCUUCAUGUCGAAUGAAGUCCAAGACACCCCCACCGCGACAGGCCCAUCAUACACCUGCGAGUCUUCUCUCUACCGCCUCCGUCAUAUCUGGAACCUGAACUCUGCCGCGGGAUCUGUCAAAGCCCAAGAUCUCUUCGAAGUCUGCCUAGACCACCUUUCUUCGACAGAUCUUUCAUACCUCCAAAAGGCACCAGGCACAUACCUGCCAUUUAGCACAAAGGAAGGUGAUGCCGACCACCAUUUCUCCGCUGCGUUGCAACGUCAUGCUUCUGCGCUGCAUGACAAUUCCCAAUGGAAACCUCUCAAUGCUACAGCUGGUGAGAUUACAAUCGGCGGGGCGCCUUUGAGCCUUCAAGGGCCAUUGCAGCCUAUCCACCCUCUCAUCAACGAGCCGCUUGUCUCUAUCUCAAAGACGAAUGACUGCAGGUCUAGUAUGACUGUUCUGGCCUACCUUGAGGAAUUUAGACUCGAGGUUUACAGACUUCGUCAAGGCUUGGUCCGUGCCAAUGAAUCUAGUCAGCAGCUCAAGCCAAGUCAAAUGACACGCCUAGAGCGAUCAUUGGCGUCGACUCGAAUUCAAUCACUGAUGAAGGAUUCGACACAACCAGUCGGAAAUUUCCUCUCUGACUGUGGCCAAGCACUGUAUGAAUUCAUCCAAAACUUGGAUGAGAACAGUCUACAGUCUCCAGAGAUUGUUGCUGCGCUCCGGACAAUCACAAGUCUUUGCUGGGAUAUUUAUCGCGUCACAGAUGUGGACCGUGUUGACGAGGGCGAAUUCCAAGUUUACUUGCAAAUUGGUAGACGGGUUUGUACAUCAUUGCUCAAUUCGUCCCCAUUGCUGAAGCCACUGGAAGGAUCGUUGUCCCGUGCACUUGCUCGUUUCCGUGCCGAAUGGGAGUUGACAACGGGUUUGAGUAUGCAGCGAAUGUGGGAUUCAUGGAGACACGUCACCCCUGCUUCCCAUGAGCAGCUCCAAUCAUUGAUUGAGUUGGAGAAGACCGUCUCCGAUUUCACUUCUCUUGCUCUGCAAACACGCGUCGAGUUGUCGCAGCUGAGCAAGAUCUGGGAUUCGUUGUCGACUGCUCAGCGUUUUAUUCUGGACGGCGCGGACGGAGAUGCUCUUGUGCAGGGUAUCAAAGAAACAGUCGCAGAGCUCAGCCACGCAGUUCGACGUUCCGAAUCUGCACAAUACCCAUACUUUGCGCAAGACUUUGAGGCUCUUUGCCAAUAUCACGAUCUCUCGCUUGGUGGUUCGGAUCAAGGCAAGUUCCAAACGGUUGUGCCUCUGCUGGCUGGUCGUCUGGCACGUUCCCUAGACUCGUCAGCUUCAAACAGCCGAGUCCCUGAAAUUCUGAACAGAGUGACACUGUUUUCCGGCGCCGGCGAAAGCUCCCCGCUUGCCAUUGGAGGCGUCCUGUCUCUCUCCUUGUUGGAUCGACUUACAUCUGUUCGCAACACAACCCUGGGCCAGAUGGACAUGUUGCAAGCCGAGAAGCAAGCUCUCACCAAAUCUCUCUCGCAAAGCAGUCAGAACAUUUCAGUGGAUCAGUCUAGCAACCUCAGGCGUACUGUUGCAGCUCUUACUGUGGACCUCCUCCUAGCCCACCGGGAGCUUCUUGACCCCAACAGCGCCGAAGAAGUGAUUGCCGUGCUUCAAGCCAUCGAGGGAGGGAACCCAGUCAAGAUCGAAUCCUCCAUGUCUAUCGCUCUGGAGAGAACUGUUGAAAAUACCCACUUCUUCAGAGAGUUUGCCCAAACUGCUCUCCCAAGUCUCAUCCACUCCCUGACUGCCACUCCCUCGAGUCACGAGGAGAGUAUCCACUACGCUGGUCUUGCUGCCGUUCAGCUAUCUGUUAUGCUGCUUCAACUAUUUGUCCCAGACAAGGCAUUUGACCCCUCACUUGGUCUUGUUGUGCAAAGAAAGCGCCAUUACCAGCGUCUCGAUGAAAUCAGUGCCAAGUCUAACGCGCUUCUCUCCUUUGAGACCACAUUUUCGGGCCAGGCUUCCAACCUGAGAUCUUCUUUGCUACAGACAGAGAUCCAGCAACUGGGCUCUGCUCCGCCUCCCUCAUCUGUCACUCGCCCGGACAAGUCGGAGUUAAGCCUCUUGCAUGGAGAGUUCGCCAACUUGAUCAACUCCGUUCUGAAAAGGAACCCCGAGGAAAUGAUUGCCAGUCUUGAGAAUGCCUCAAGAUCUAAAGAGACCAUCCAGCUUCUACGCGACAAUAUCCAGCAGCUGAGCAGCCGACUUCGGGUGCACUACAGAUCCUACGAUGAUAUGACCGUUCCCAUCGUUCGUUUCCUCCGACUUCUCGAUGUUGGUCUUUUCCUGGGCUCUAGCCAAAUCGACCAGUCUAGCGAAAACAACGAUAUCCAGACACUGAGUAGAAAAACUCCCUUCAUGGGUGGAUCUGUGCAUCCUGUCUUCUCGUUGGCCCAUGCAGAGAAGCAGCCAAGUGCUACCAAUGCCAUCGAGAUGCGUCUCCACGAGCUCUCUAGUGUUUGGACUGCCAAGGAUGCAGACUCAACACUUCUUGAGGUCAAGUCUAGCCACAGUACGAUCCGCCGUAUCUUCGCUGAUUUCCACCAUCUUUGGAAGACUAGACUCAGAGAGGACCAGGAGAAGGAAGCAGAAAGCAAAAAUCUGUACCGCUACCGUGGCUCAUGGGAGGAUGAGGAAGAAGUUAACGAGGCAGAAUUGCAUGAACUCUUCCCUACCUAUGACGAAGGCACUCCUCUUGACCCCCAGGACGUUGGUCGCAUCGAUCCCAGAGCAAUUGCUAUGCGACUUGCUUCUCUUCAUGCCAAUAUUGUGAGCGAUAAGCAGACUGGUGAAGCGUUGUCAUCUCAUGUCAAACAAUCAGCACGUCUGUUAGGUUCGAUAUGGUCUAAGAGCAAGACUUCAUUCUCUCCUGUCUCGCCUGAACAGCUCCUGUCGGCAGUCUUCUUGCUACUUGACGAGGAGAUUGUCGAAGACAACCAAGACAGACAGAAGAAUUACAACUUCUACACUGAUUCCAACUUGGCUGAAGCUAGAAGGCUUGUCAACCUCACCCUGGCGGUCCAAGCCCGUUUUGUUCAAAUCCAGACUGCCUGGCCGGAGCAUGCUGUCCUUGCGGAUGUCAUCAAUUGCUGCUCCGAAAUUCUUGAGUUCAAGCACACCGAGCCUGUCGCGAAGUUCUUGACUAAGGUUGAAAAGCUUCAUUCCUACGUGCAUGAAUGGCAACUGGUUGCCAGCCGGGAAUACUCCGCAGCCCCUCAGUAUGAUGAAAUCACCAGCAUGACUGUCGGUUGGCGUCGUCUUGAGCUCACAACGUGGGCGAAGCUCCUGGAUCUUGAGAAGGAUCGAUGUGAGGACGAUGUCAGCUCGUGGUGGUUUGUUGCUUAUGAAGCCCUGUUCGCAGUGCCACUACAGAUGGCCGAUGAUGGCGAACAUGACAUGAGCGCGCAUAUUCAAGGUGUAAUUUCAACCCUGGAACAGUUCUUCGCUUCCACAACCUUGGGCCAAUUUGGUCGCCGGCUUCAGCUUGUUUCCGACUUCAACGAGUUGCUUGGUGUCUUUGCCAAUGAUUACACUUGUCUGACACCCCUCGUCUCCGCGUUGAAUAAUUUCAUCGCCCAUUUCCGCCCCUUCCAGCCGUCGGUUGACAAGAUCCUACAGGAGAAGCGAUCCGCACUCGAGAAGGAUCUCAAGGAGCAAAUCCAGCUGGCAAGCUGGAAGGAUACCAACAUCGUUGCUCUGAAGGAGAGUGCUAGGAGAUCUCACGUCAAGCUCUUCAAACUUGUCCGCAAGUAUCGUGAGGCUCUCAAUCAAUCCGCUCAGCCAGUCCUUGAGCAAGGUCUUCCAGAUGAUAUGGGAGAUUCAUUCGGAUCUCAAUCAGACGAGAGGACAUUGGCCACUAUUGUCAUCCCUGAAGCAUUGUCCGUCUGCCAGCAGGAGAAUGAGCUCUGGGCAUCCCGAGCUGUCCGAUUCCGCAACCCUGAUGGCACAGCCCACAACAUGAUGAAUCUCUACACAUCCAUCCCCCGUGAAUUUGACAUCGCAAAGGAUUUGGACGGGUUCACCGUGUCCAUUAUCGAAGGCAUCAAAGAGUUUAAAUCUCAGACCCCCAAAACCUUGACUGAAGACAACAAGGACGAUGUCCAGCACCUCAAGGUCCAGAAGCGUCGCCUCUAUGCCGAUACUCUCAAGCAACUUUUUGAAAUGGGUGUGAAGCGCAAUGCUGGAACAAGCGUCAUUGAAACUCAAGCAUCACUCGCUCAGAUCCUCUCCACCUGUGCAGCCUUCGAGUCCGGUACUACAAUCUCGAAAUCUGUCCACAGUGCUGAUUCAUAUUUCCAUCGCCUGUUGGAUCUGUUGCCUCGUGCUCGUCUAGCAUCUCGAAACUACUCGGAAGAGCUGAGCAAUGUUGAGGUUUUCAGAAGCUUGGGUUCUAUCGAGCAUCUUUUGUUCGUUAUUCGUCGACAGAGAGGAGCUCUUGCACCUGCCAUGUCAGCCCUUGGGUCUUUCAAGAAGGUUCUCGACAACAUGCAGAGUCUCUGGUCAACUGGUUCAACCUCGCUUGUCAAGUCCAAUGCUACUGGCACAGAAGAAAGAAACACUUUCGCAAGAACUCUGGCAUGGCUUGUUCCGAUUCUCGGUCUGGCAUCGACGAUCAUUGAGAUCCAUUCCAAGUUCUCCGGUAUCCGGGCGGUUACUAUUCUGAAAGAGCUCCAGUCUACAAAGACUCACGUCGAGGACUUGCUGAAGAAUCUCAGAUCUCUCCCGGAACUUCCAUCUGGUGUCGCGUCCUCGGCCCGAGAAGAGUUUACCAAGCAGGCCCGUUCCUCUCUCGAUCAACUAUCUGCCAAUCUAAGCAGGUGGUCUCAAGAGCGCCCUGACUUGACCUUUGCUCUCAACCAAAUCUCACCGUGGGCCCUGUCCAACAGCAUUGCCCUCGCGCAGCCAACCCAGCAAGGCGAUGUUUCUAUCCAGGCCUUCGAUAACAGUCUUCUCGCUGCAAUCGACAAAAUGCUUGUUGGCCUUCAGCAACUCAAGGACGUCCCCACUGCAAUCAAUUUUGCUGGUCUACUCUCGCGAAGUGACGAAUUCUUCUCCCGAGCAACCAAGGCUGUUCACAUCAAUGAAAUUUCAUCUUCAUUAGUGGCAGUCCUCGACCAGCUGCAGCAUCUACAAGACAAUUCAGCAAGUGGUCUUCCACUUGCUGCUGCACUGGUUGCUAGUGUCCUUCCGAUUGUCAGCCAAUACUUCUACAUCUGCCAAGACCUGUCUCAGCGAUUUGUAUCUGCCCAUCGCGAGAUUUGCAAGACUUCUUACAUCCUGACCAAGACCUUUACUCAAGUCGCGUCUGAAGGCUUCUGCAGUCCCUCCGAAGCGUCACAGGAACAAGGCAAGGAAGGGAAGCUGGAAAGCGGAACCGGACUUGGCGAUGGCGAAGGUGCGGAGGAUAUCAGCAAGGAUAUCGGUGAUGAUGAAGAUCUCUCCGAGCUCGCUCAGCAAGGCAAAAAAGAAGAUGCCAAUGAUGAUGAGGAUGACAUGGAUGACUCUGCCGAUGCUGUCAACAUGGACCAGGAAGAAAUGGAAGGCGAGACUGGUGAUCAUAAGGACGAAGAGGAUGAAGAGAAGGACGACAAGGACGAGGAAGGAGAAGAUGAUAUCGACGAAGAAGUUGGUGAUGUUGAUGAUCUUGAUUCUGGUGCUGUCGAUGAGAAGCUCUGGGACGGCGAGAAUGAUGAGAAGCAGAAAGAGACGGAGAAUGAAGAAGGAAAGGGUCAGGCCGAGGCUGAUCAACAAACUGCUGCCCAAGACGAUAAGAAGGGCGAGGAGGGCCAGAAGGGCGAGGAAGGAGAGGAGGAAGAGGAGGACGAAGAAGAAGAGGAAGCCCCCCGAUGA